UCACCAGUCUACCGCGGCACAUGCAUCUGUCGGCACGUCCACACACUACGGAUUUACACACGACUCUUUCACCCAGACAGCGAGCCUCCUGCCCGGCUUGACGCACCGGAUACGUACACUUCCAAGGAUUGAGAUUGUACACCAAGAUAUGAAGUUCCUCUUUGCAUAGCCUCACUAUGUCACACUCCGUCAGUGACUGUGUGCCCAGCGAAGAGGAGCGGGACAGCCCAAAAACUGCCCCCUCUGCCCCCUGUACUCCCCCGGGACCCCCCCUCAGAAGCAGGGACGACCUCUACGAAUGUAAUACCCACGUCUGCCACAGGGGACACUCCACCAACUCUCUGCUGAAGGGCUGCAAGAGGAAACGGACCGAAAACACAGCAGACGACACAGAGAAUGAACUAUUUUCACACAAGUGCUCCGAGCUGCAGUGCUACCUCCCCCCGCUGUCGGCCAUUUUGAGAGGACUGAAGUCAGGCAGGUACUCUGACCGUCUGAGCAGUUUCCAGGAGAGUUUGGCCAUGGACCGAAUCCAAAGGAUCCUGGGCGUCCUGCAGAAUCCAGCUCCAGGGGGUCGUUUCCUGAGCACGGUGCUGAAGAUCGAGGAGAUGCUCCAGACCUGGUUUCCUCACAUCAAAGACCCCAGCGUCUGUAAGACACAGAAGUUGUGUCCAGUGGGUCCAGAGUGGCUGUACAGUUCCCACGAUGCACCUCUGCACUGGCUCCGCCCCCCGCUUCCAGAAUGCCCUGCACCCUCAGUGACGCAGGACAAUGCCGUAUCAUCCAGCACUGACUUCCUCACAGCGCCCCCUAGAGACAGUACACCACCUUCAUUCACCAUAAGGAGCCCAUGUUUAGAGAGACUACUUCAGGCUAAAGAAAGCAUUAUCCAAACCAGGACUGAGGCAAGACCGGCUGUAAACCCGGACUAGAACCAGGACCAAAACCUAGGCCUUAUUUAUUUUGACACCUCAAUAUAAUUUUUUGUACCCCAAAAGUUAACACAAAAUGCUGUAUUUACAAAGAAAGAGGAUUCCAACAGCUAAAUACACUGCUAGCUUGUUAACAGAUUUUAUAAAUAAUUCACCUAUCUUGUUCCACUUGGAUGUUGGCAACACAGGGAGGACACUCCACUCAGAGAGAUCAGGAGUCUAACCCACUCCCGCCUCCUGUUGAAAGGGAGGAGACAGGAUAACCACUCUGCCAUAGUAACACAGAAUGUAUUGAACACAAAAAUUAUUGAACCCACUCUUUUACUUGGGAAUGAGUAGCUUUGUAUAAUGGAAAAGGAAGGGCAUCUGAUGUAAAAAUUAAACUUAAUUUAUGCUAAAAUACACCAAGUUUACAGCUUACACUAUCUGCUGAAAGGACCUGUUUAUGUAAAUGAACUGUCACUAUUGCCUUGGUCAAUAUUUUGUACUUUGAUG
Messenger RNA from Periophthalmus magnuspinnatus, 1427 nucleotides. RefSeq names its product circadian-associated transcriptional repressor-like. Gene Ontology annotation, biological process: circadian regulation of gene expression; negative regulation of DNA-templated transcription. The transcript is spliced from 6 exons. The record is from RefSeq and is a predicted model, not a curated record. The coding region runs from base 177 to 932 and encodes 251 amino acids. Gene Ontology annotation, molecular function: RNA polymerase II cis-regulatory region sequence-specific DNA binding. Gene Ontology annotation, cellular component: nucleus. Lineage: Eukaryota; Metazoa; Chordata; Actinopteri; Gobiiformes; Gobiidae.